CUGGAGCAAUCAUCAAAUCAGGAACUGAACCAAGGAACACCAAUUUCAGACCCAUACUUAAAGAUCCUUUGCCGUGUUGUUCAUGUUCGUUUUCUGGUAUGCUUGCUCAUUUGCAGCAUUUAUUUUUCCUGAAAAUUCAUAGAUUAGUUUCAUCGUUAAGCAUUUUGGAUUAUGGUUGCCUAGGCUGUAGAGAAAAGUCCAUGAUUGAUUAAUGAAAGAGUGUAAUGACUUUAUUUGGCAUUUUUAGUAUCGCAAUUGUCCCCAAGAUUUUGUUCUGUUAUAUUCUGCAAACAGGUGUAAAAUUUGUUUGAAAAUAUGCCAUUGCCUACACAUGCGAAGAAAGUAGACGGAUCUGAAUUAGACAAUAUUAAUAGUUAGUUGAAGUUUUUUGGACAUAAUAUACAUUGGUUCAGUCUUGGAACAUAAAUGAUGUCUGACAUGUGAUUAUUGGUUCACAAUGGGCUCAAAAUCUUAACUUUUGUAUAUAGUAUAUACUACUUAUAAAUGUUUCAGCUAGCUUCAGGUUUUCUUCUACAGGUGUUUUUUGACUGGUCCGUUAGCAUUAGAAAUGUGAAUAAACCAAGUCUAGAAUUGCAUUUCUCGUGAUAGACAGACAUGUUUUUCCUGUUUUGCUGAUUUAUGGGAAGCUUCCAAUCUUGUAUUUCUGUUUUGGUGUGAAUAUUGGAGGAUCUUGAUUAUGCAAAUCAGCAACUAUGAUAUUGAGGAAUAGACUUUCUGCUAUUAUAUACUGGGAUCAAGUGCACAUAGUCCUAUGUUGGAGUCCUCCCAACGCCUGACAAUUUCAGAAAAACAAUGCAGUUCCAACUUGGAGAUAAGCAUUGGAUGAGGAAUUUGCAUCAUAUUUUUGGUAGAAGGCGCACUCACAGUACCAGCUAGUUUAGUUUUGAUUCCUUAUUUUUUAUAGGAGAUGUUCAUCUGUUAUUGAUAUGGGAAUGAGUUAAACAACAGAAAACUUGGACGGAUUUUUACAGUAGUUUCCUUAAGCAUGAUGCAUCAUGGAUUGAUAAGGGGCAAAACGGUUGAGCACAUCUCGGAAGAAGUUUGUGCAGAAAUUAAUUUGUUGCCAAAACAUGAUCAAACAGAGCCAGUAAAUCCUGAUUUUUAUCAUUCUGAGAUUCCAAGGCCCCAAAUCCACUCAUUCUGCAAGGUUUUAACUGCCUCGGAUACAAAAAGUAAUUGGGGUUUGUCUAUUCCUCAAAAGGAUGCUGUGAAAUGCUUUCCUCUUCUGGAUAUGUCUCGAGAUAAACCUAUCCAGGAAUUAGUAGUGAAAGACCUUCCUGGCAAAGAAUGGCGCUUUAAGCAUGUCUUUGGAGGCCACCCGAGGAGACAUCUACUCACUAAUGGCUGGAGUGCAUUUGUUAAUGGUAAAAAAUUGGUUGCUGGAGAUCUAGUUGUCUUCUUAAGGGAAGAGAAUGGAGAUGUACAUGUGGGGUUUAGACAUCUACUUUGUGAGAAGAGCUCAGUUGAAGCGCCAAUAGCUUCCAGCUUAGAUAUCAAAGGAGUGCUUGCUGCUGCUUCUGAUGCUCUUGCAUCCCAGAGACCCUUUUCUGUCUACUGCAAACCCCAAACAAGUCAAUUUAUUAUAAGCUUGAACAAAUACCUGGAAGCUAUUAACCGUGGGCUUGGAGUUAGCAUGACAUUUACGAUGCCAUCUGAAGUUGCAAAUUCUCACGAGAGUUUUACAUGUAUGACGAAUGAAAAAGACCAGAUGCAAAUAAAUCAAUUUUCACAAAAUACAAAUGUGUUUCUUAACGAAGAUGAGGAACACAUGGAAGAUGCGGAGGCCAUAGUCUACUCUCCUCCUCAACAUAGUAUGACACCUUCGGGAAUAGGGGAGAAGAGACACAGUGAUCACACUAUAUACAUUUCUCCUCUGGAAGGCAAUGUAGAGUCAACUUGUGGCACAAGAAAACAUAAUGAGGUAUCAAAUCCUGCGGAAAUAGAAAGCAUCAGAGGUACGGAGGAACCUAAAGCGAUCACGUCAAGUUCUUGGGAUUUCAACCCGAUUCAAGGACUGGAACUGGAGGACACAGAGAUAAUCAAGGAUAUCCUUCCAAUAGUUUCACAGAAUCUCCCUCUGGAUUACACAGUCUCAUCAAACACAGACAAUGAUCACUUCCUGCCCAUUAUGCAAGAUUCUGAGGAGUGGCAAAACUUUCAAGGAACAGAUUUUCCUCUGCAUGGGCAAUCUCCUUCUGAAAACCACAAUAUGCAAAACUUUUUCAAUAAAGAUCAGCAGAACUCUUCCAAAGCUAUGCAUCCCACAUCUAUUUCAAGUCAAAUUCCUUAUGAUGGACCUGGUCAUGCUGACGAGAAAGUCCAUUGGGAGGGUUAUCAUGUGGCUCGACGAUAUAUCCCAAUACUGAACAGGAUUAUCUCGCAGUACCCUAGCACGCUUUCAAGUUUCAAGGCAACAAGUCCCAUUUUCCAAUCAAUGUGCUUGGAGAUUUUGGCGGAGUUAGUUUACUUGCUCGGACAGUUCACCACGGGGAACAUGGACAUCAAAUAUCAUAGUGAAGCUAAACGUUACCUUCGGGACUUGAAACUGAGUGGUAUUGAGAUAGGCUGGCUUGAAAAACGUUUAGCAAAGGUUGAAGACAUAUUUAGCAUGAAAAGAAUAAGCAUACGGAGACAAGAACUUAUCCUUGGAAUUGAAGACACCACGGCAACACUUAGGCUGAUGAAUGAAGAGCUUGGGUCAUUAGAGAAGGAUCUUCAGAAACUGUCAUCCAAUAUUAACCUAAAAAACCCUGCUGAAGAUCAUCCCAUAUUAGAAGGUCUGUUGUGAAUCAAUAAAAUGGCAUUGUGCAAAACUAUUGGAAAGCUCCUUGAGCUAACAUUGGGGAUGAGUUUUAUUUAAUACUUUCCUAACAGUUUCAUAAUAAUUUACUCAUCUUUUUAGCACGGCCUAUGAUCUGUUUUUA
This is a messenger RNA of Nicotiana tabacum (common tobacco), 2945 nucleotides long. The record is from RefSeq and is a predicted model, not a curated record. Lineage: Eukaryota; Viridiplantae; Streptophyta; Magnoliopsida; Solanales; Solanaceae.